Molecule: messenger RNA, 279 nt
Organism: Letharia lupina
Lineage: Eukaryota; Fungi; Ascomycota; Lecanoromycetes; Lecanorales; Parmeliaceae
Exons: 2
Coding region: 1-279 (92 amino acids)
Source: RefSeq, a predicted model, not a curated record
AUGUCCCCCCACGAUUCCACCCCGCACCCGAAAGCCCGAACGGGCGCUUCCGACCUCGGUCCCGAUCCCAACGCCGGCCGUGGUCCCGGUCCCGGCUCGAAACCAGCGCAGAUGCAAAGCCGAGCCGCGACGGAACUGGGAAGGAUCGAGGCGUGGAAAGGCCAGUCGAAAGGGGAGGAGCCGUGGACGCCGACCGGGGAGAGGUUCGGUCGCUCGCUGGGGGGGCUGGGGAGCUUCGUGGGGUUUCAUGGGGAGGUUGUUGAGGGUGGGAAGGAAUGA